CGGAGAGGAAGGAACCCCCUGCAGGCUUGGGGGAUCCAGAGCCGAGUGUGCCCCCAAAGGGCACAAGGAAGCCGUCCGCACUUGGGCUUCCCCCACCCCCGGCGUCUGGCGGGCUAGGAGCGACCAGUCCUAGCCCGGCGGCUCCGGCCCUACCCGUCGCAGGAUUUGGGGCGCGCUGUUUUGGUUCCUUGGCUUGUUUUUGCGGGAGGGUGCUCGGAAGCCCGAUUGCCCCCAGAAACACGGAGUUAGCGAGUCCCCGAGCGGAGGCUCCGGACUGCACCCGCAUCGCGGACCUUCGGGCCCUCGACCGAGGCCUUUGUGCUGGCGGGAAGGCUUGCCCGCGGUGCCUCGCCGGCAUCUCUCCCACAGCUACCGGUUCCUUUUCCGGCGUCCGCCCACUGCCUUGGUCUGGAAGGGGGACGCCUGAGGACCAGGGCUGGACCUCUCCUCCACCCGCCACUUCAGGCCCGUGUGUGGGCAGCGAAUGCUGGUAGCCUGGAUGUGUUUUGUUCAUUGAACUCGUCCUCAAGUUUCUCAGAAGAGGAUCCAAUUAGUUUGUUAAACUUUAUCCCACUCGUGCAUGAGGCUCCGAAAUGUACUUAGGUACCACUUGGAAGUUAAAUAUUACUGAGAUGGAAUUCAGAAUUCAUACAUUUACAUCAGACGUUGGCACAGAAAAAAAAUAGAAGUAAAGACGGACAAUUCUUGGUGUUUGGCAUUGAGAAAUUACACUUUGUGUUAUCGCAGUGUUUGGCAGAAUACAGGGCAAUCAAGCAUCAGAAGAUGUUAAAUUGAUUACCAACCUAGUUCAGCAUCUUACAAGAAAAGCAUAAUGUUUCUUAAAGGGCUAUGAGUGUAACAGGAAGUUGUUAUUGACUGUGAAUUAGAUUUGAACUUGUCUCUGAACAGCUACAGGAUUUCAGAAGCUGAAUCAAUGUUAUCAGAUGAGUUAGAAUCCAAACCAGAGCUCCUGGUUCAGUUUGUUCAGAAUACCUCCAUCCCCCUGGGACAAGGGCUAGUAGAAUCAGAAGCUAAAGACAUUACUUGCUUAUCCCUCCUUCCAGUGACCGAGGCCUCAGAAUGCAGUCGACUAAUGGUACCAGAUGAUGCUUCAAAUCAUACUAACUCCUCCAAGGAGGUCCCUUCUUCAGCUGUUUUGAGGAGCCUUCAGGUGAAUGUGGGCCCAGACGGGGAGGAGACAAGGGCUCAGACUGUACAGAAGUCCACAGAAUUUCUGUCUACUCCAGAGUCGCCUAGCUUGUUGCAAGAUCUACAGCCAAGUGAUAGCACUUCUUUUAUUCUCCUUAACCUAACAAGAGCAGGUCUGGGCUCUUCAGCUGAGCACUUCGUGUUUGUGCAGGAUGAGACAGAGGAUCCGGGCAAUGACUUCCUCUCUAGUGAGAGCACCGACAGCAGUAUCCCAUGGUUCCUCCGGGUCCAGGAAUUGGCCCAUGACAGUUUGAUUGCUGCUACUCGUGCACAGCUGGCAAAGAAUGCAAAAACCAGCAUCAAUGGAGAAAAUGUCCACCUUGGUUCUGGUGAUGCGCAACCCAAAGACUCUGGGCCCCUUCCUCAAGUGGAAAAGAAGCUCAGGUGCACAGUUGAAGGCUGUGACCGGACAUUUGUGUGGCCAGCUCACUUCAAGUACCACCUUAAAACUCAUCGAAACGAGCGCUCCUUCAUCUGCCCUGCAGAAGGCUGUGGGAAAAGCUUUUAUGUGCUACAGAGGCUAAAGGUGCACAUGAGGACACACAACGGCGAGAAGCCCUUCAUGUGCCAUGAGUCUGGGUGUGGUAAGCAGUUCACCACAGCUGGAAACCUGAAGAACCACCGUCGCAUACACACGGGAGAGAAGCCUUUCAUUUGUGAAGCCCAGGGAUGUGGCCGAUCAUUUGCUGAGUAUUCAAGCCUCCGGAAACACCUGGUAGUUCACUCAGGAGAGAAACCUCAUCAGUGCCAAGUUUGUGGCAAGACCUUUUCUCAGAGUGGGAGCAGAAAUGUGCACAUGAGAAAGCAUCACUUGCAACUGGGAGCAGCUGGGACUCAAGAACAGGAACAAACUGCUGAGCCAUUAAUGGGCAGUAGUUUGCUUGAAGAAGCUUCAGUACCCAGUAAAAACCUGGUGUCUAUGAAUCCCCAGUCCAACCUUGGUGGAGAGUCCUUGAAUCUACCAAAUACCAAUUCUAUUCUUGGAGUUGAUGAUGAGGUGCUCACUGAAGGGUCCUCACGCCCCCUGUCUUCAGUGACUGAUGUGACACAUCACUUGGCGACCAUGCAGUCGGGGAGGCAGUCCUAUGAAGUUUCUGUCUUAACUGCAGUAAAUCCACAGGAGUUACUAAGCCAAGGAGAUUUAACUGAAAGACAGACAUGACUGCUGGCUCCUAGAGGAGGAGAUCUAUCUGACCCGAGAGUGCAUGAUGGGAACAGAUCCAAAGGCUCACAUUCUGCCAGAACUAAAAUGAAUCUGUGAAGGACAAAGACCUCGCCUUGCCUGUGUUCAUCCCCCUGGCAAAGAAGAGGGGUGUCUGAGGGCUUCCGUCCAACCCCAUCCGGCCCAAACAGAGUGAGGCAGUGACUAUGGGCUGGACACCUGUAGCUGCUUCUCUUCCUCCCGCAAAGCUUUGGGCAGACUUCUCUCAAAAGCGAGUUUAAUGGUGUGUUGAAUGAAGAUUCUCAUUGACUGUUCAGGUUUUCCUUCAAAGAGUUUUCAUCCUAGACCCCCAGCUGUCUUUUCAUGUUGUUGAAUCAUGUCCUGCUUCCAACCACAGAACUUCACCAGGACAUUGAAUUUUCAAGAUGCCUUGUUGCUUUGAAGAAGGGAGUGAUGCCAGUUACGCUGUGGCAUUCUUCCCUUAGCAACCUGAGUAAGAGACUCUCAGCCAUUGGGCUGUAAAAAUAAAUUACUUGAAUCUCCCUUG
Molecule: messenger RNA, 2918 nt
Organism: Mesocricetus auratus (golden hamster)
Lineage: Eukaryota; Metazoa; Chordata; Mammalia; Rodentia; Cricetidae
Gene: Znf410
Product: zinc finger protein 410
Exons: 12
Coding region: 935-2371 (478 amino acids)
Biological process (GO): regulation of transcription by RNA polymerase II
Cellular component (GO): PcG protein complex; transcription regulator complex
Molecular function (GO): DNA-binding transcription factor activity, RNA polymerase II-specific; RNA polymerase II cis-regulatory region sequence-specific DNA binding
Source: RefSeq, a predicted model, not a curated record